This is a messenger RNA of Octopus bimaculoides (California two-spot octopus), 527 nucleotides long. Its product is annotated as DNA helicase MCM9-like. The record is from RefSeq and is a predicted model, not a curated record. NCBI's taxonomy places the organism in Eukaryota, Metazoa, Mollusca, Cephalopoda, Octopoda, Octopodidae.
AUGCAUAAUGGAGUACUCCAAGCUUAUUACCGUGCACAGAGGAGUGCAGAUGAUCGCAAUGCUGCACGAACAACAAUGCGCCUCUUACAGAGUAUUAUUCGGCUUUCUCAAGCUCAUGCCCGCCUCAUGCUUCGAGAUGUUGUCACAGUUCAAGAUGCUGUUGUUGCUGUUGUUCUCAUGGAAUCAACAAUGGAGGGAGCUGCCUUACUGGGAGGUGUCAAUGCCCUUCAUGCUGCUUUCCCUGACAAUCCAGAAGAGGAACAUAAAAUCCAAGGUAAGAAUCAGAAUUUUUCUUUCCUUCAUUUGUUUCCGUUCCAUGUCCAUUUGGAAUUUUUUGUUUUGUUUUUCAUUGUCACCUACAAGGGGGUGCUGAAAAGAUCAUGGCUUUAGGUAAAAGAAAAUACAGGAGGAUGAGUUGAUUAUGAUUUCAUUUCACAUAUUCUCCUCUCAGAUUCACACAUUUGUUGAUGUGGUCCUUCAGUUUUUCUAAGCCUUGUAAAAGAACUCAGAAGUUUGGGCCUCCAACU